Messenger RNA from Acytostelium subglobosum LB1, 2613 nucleotides. RefSeq lists its product as hypothetical. The transcript is spliced from 4 exons. NCBI's taxonomy places the organism in Eukaryota, Evosea, Eumycetozoa, Acytosteliales, Acytosteliaceae. Gene Ontology annotation, biological process: transmembrane transport; lipid transport. The coding region runs from base 1 to 2613 and encodes 870 amino acids. Gene Ontology annotation, cellular component: membrane; intracellular membrane-bounded organelle. The record is from RefSeq and is a predicted model, not a curated record. Gene Ontology annotation, molecular function: ABC-type transporter activity; lipid carrier activity; ATP binding.
AUGGUACAUCAUCCAGCUGAAGUAGAAUUAGAAUCAGAUGUUGUGGAUAAAAGCACUGGUCAAUCACAACAGCAGGUGGAAGUGAUCUAUGAUGAUCCAGGUUAUUUACAGACAGUGUUGAAGCAGACUAGAAUCCUUAUAAUUAAGAACUUCAAACUAUCAUAUCGCAAGAAAGUCACAACAGCCAUCCAACUCACAGUGCCCUUCUUCUUUGUCUUUGGUCUAUACCUCAUUCAAUUGGCUGUGACCAAUGCACUUGAUACCAACCCACAUUAUAGAAAUGUCCCAAUAUCAUACUCUAAUGAGGUACCUAAUAUUCCAAAAUGUACUCCACAUCCUGGAAAGGGAUUCUCUUGUUACUCGUUCAUUUAUGCUCCAGAUAGUCCGGUCGUAGUCCAACUCGUUCAGGGCGUGAUGGCGGAGAACCCUCAUCUAGGACCCAACGAUAUUAAAUCGUUUAGUUCAGCCGAUGCCCUAAACAGCUUCAUUCUAAACAAUGCCAACAUCACCCAAGCCGCCUACGUAUUCAACUCUUUCGACAAUGGCCAGUUCAACUACGAUGUCCAGUACAACUCGAGUUGUAUCGCACAGUGGGGUAACACUGAUGGUCUUUGUGCGCCACCCGUUGAGAACAUCAUCGCUCCAAUGCAAGUCGUGAUGGACCGUCAGAUUAUGCGUUACCAAAACCAACUCCAAUCACCCAAUGCCACCAACGAAAUCGUCGUCAACUGGAACAGUGGAAUAUUCGCUCAUCAGAAGCAGUUAACAUAUAAUAUUGUCACUGACCUUGGAAGCAUCUUCUUCUUUGCUUCUUUGAUGUUCCAGUUUGUUCUGAUGCUCCAGGACAUGGUGCUGGAGAAGGAGACCAAGCUAAAGGAGGGAAUGAGAAUGAUGGGUUUGAAGGAGAGCUCAUACUACUUAUCGUGGUUCCUCACCUACAUGGUCUUCAUCAUACUCAAUGUAUUCUUGUUGAUUGCCGCUGGAUACAUAUUCCAGUUCUCAUUCUUCAAGUACAACGACUUUGGCACCUACUUCUUCCUGUUCAUCUUCUUUGGAUUCUCCAUCAUCUGCUUUGCCUUCUUCCUCAGUGCAUGUCUUGCCAAGAGCCAGACCGCCACAUUCCUCGGCUUCUUCCUGUUCAUCCUGUUCUCCAUCUUGCAGGCAUUCAUCCCCAACCUGCUCUACAUCCCCGGCAAGCCCCUCUCGCUCCAGUACUUCUUCUCUUUGUUCUCGCCAGUUGUGUUUGCCAAGGGUAUGACCGACCUGGCCAUUGCCAGUGAUAAUGGUGGCAUCCGCUGGGAGAACAUCUGUUGCAACUCAUCAUUCCCAUUAAUCUUGGUCUACCGCUGGGUGUUGUUGGACGGUGUGAUCUUCAUCAUCCUCGGUUGGUACAUUGACAAUGUGUUCCCAGGAGAGUUUGGAACACCCAAGCCAUUCUACUUCUUCCUCAUGCCAUCAUACUGGACUGGCAACACUUCGAUGAAAUGGUCGCCAACUGACUACCGUCCAACACCCGUCGAGGACGAGGAUGUUCGCAAUGAAGAGGAGUUUGUCAACCGUCUACAGAACUCCAAUGAUAGUGCCGUUGUAAUCAAGAACCUAGUUAAAGUGUACCGCAGCAACAUGUUCUACCGCUCCAAGAAGGACUUUUAUGCCGUCAAGGGCCUGUCCCUAACCAUGGAGAAGAACAAGUUGUUCUGUCUACUUGGUCCAAAUGGUGCUGGCAAGACCACCACACUGAGCAUGUUGACUGGACUGUUUGGUCCAUCAAAGGGCGAUGCACUAAUCUUUGGCAAGUCCAUCAUGACUGACAUGGUCGCCAUCAGAAAGUUCAUGGGAGUGUGCCCUCAACAUGACCUGCUCUGGUCUCAUCUGACUGGAAGGGAGCAUCUUGAGCUGUACUCUGCCUUCAAGAAUGUCCGUGUCGAUCAGAUCGCCGAUGAAGCCAACGAGAGAUUGAAUGAGGUGGGCAUCGCUGAUAUUGCCGACCAGUUCAUCACGGUGUACAGUGGUGGCGAACGCAGGAGACUGUCGGUGGCCAUCGCCAUGACUGGCAAUCCCAAGAUCGUCUUCCUGGACGAGCCAACCACUGGCAUGGACCCAGUGGCGCGUCACCAGGUCUGGGAGAUCAUCGAGCGCUCCAAGAAGAACCGUGCCAUCGUGCUGACCACCCAUUCAAUGGAGGAAGCCGACAUCCUCUCGGACAAGAUCGGCAUCAUGGCCAUGGGUCGUCUGCGCUGUCUGGGCGACAACCUCCACUUAAAGAACAAGUUCGGCGCCGGCUACAAGGUGACUGUCUUCCUCAAGAACAUGGGCGGCGGCAGCUUUGGCUCCAUGCUCAACCUGGACGUCGUCAAGAACGUCCAGAACCGCAUCAUUAGCUUUGUGCUUUCAACUUUGGAGGGCACGACCGUCGCCAGCAAGACCAACGAACAGAUCAUCUUUAGUGUGCCGCGCCAGCGUACCGACCAACUUCCCUACUUCCUCGAGACGCUCGAGGUGAACCAAUCCUCGCUACACAUCCACGACAUUGACGUCAACCUCUCCACGCUCGAGGAGGUGUUCCUCAAGAUUGCCGAGGAUGCCGAGAGUGAGCGCAAGUCCAAGCUCUAA